Messenger RNA from Plasmodium cynomolgi strain B, 989 nucleotides. Its product is annotated as vacuolar ATP synthase subunit F. Bases 414 to 731 code for a protein of 105 amino acids. The record is from RefSeq and is a predicted model, not a curated record. Gene Ontology annotation, biological process: monoatomic ion transmembrane transport. Lineage: Eukaryota; Apicomplexa; Aconoidasida; Haemosporida; Plasmodiidae. Gene Ontology annotation, molecular function: proton-transporting ATPase activity, rotational mechanism. The transcript has 5 exons. Gene Ontology annotation, cellular component: membrane.
UGUUUAUUUUAAUUUAUUUUAAUUUAAUUUAAUUUUUUUUUUUUUUUUCACAAUCGCAACACUUUAGCGAAUUUUUGUGCGUACAAAAAAAGGAAAAAAAAAAGUUUCAGAUAAUUUUUCCCAAACUUUUCUCAUUUAACAGCAUACAUCUCUCGUCAACAUUUGAUCGUGUUAACACGCUUUUACAAAGUGACCCCCAUUUUUUUGGUGUAUGAGAAGAAAGAGAAGAGCCACAGGAAGAAGGGAGUUACAUACGAAUUAUGAAAUAUGAAAUACGAAAUACGAACAUAUGAACACACGAACAUAUGAACAUACGAACAUAUGAACACACGAACAUAUGAGCACACGAACAUAUGAACAUACGAACAUAUGAACAUACGUACAUUAUCGCUCGCUCCACUUGAUAAACUAUAAUGACAUCGAGAAGACAUAAAUUUUUUAAUGAAACAGAUUUAAAGAUAUACAUCAUAGGGGAUGAGGACUCUGUAGUGGGCUUCUUACUAGCUGGCAUAGGCUUUCGGGAUGGCUUAGGGAAAAAAAAUUUCUUCAUCGUGAAUUCAAAAACGAACAAAACCGAAAUAGAGGAAGUGUUCAAGGAAUACACCUCAAAAAACGACUGCGGAGUUAUUCUAAUGAACCAACAGGUGAGCACACAAGGGAAGAAAAAUCUCUCUGCAUCGAACUGCCAUAACGUGACAAACCAACGAAGCAGAGAAAUGACUGACCCAUGAAUGGAUAUCCCUGUGAAGCGUUAUGACGAGGGAAAAUUUUUUCUCCAACGUGUCGGGGUGCCCAAGCACAUCCACAAAGAUUUACACAUCUGUAUAACUAUCGCGGACGAAAUAAGACACUUGGUUGACCUGCACGAUAAGAUUCUGCCGACCGUUUUGGAAAUUCCGUCCAAAGACAAACCGUUUGAUCCCAACAAAGAUUCGAUCAUACAGAGAGUGAAGCUUUUUUUCGGGGGGGAUAUAUCAAAUCUGAAGUGA